AUACUCUUUCAAGGGCAAAAUACAUCUGGCAGAAGUGGAGGAUCUGGCAGCGCUAAAGGCUCCAAUUCGAGGUGCGUGCUUAUUGGAACUUAUUAUCCUGCAUCGCGUUACGCUUACGGGAGUCAUUUUCUUCGGUUUCUUGAUAAUGAACCACUUCAUAUUGGGUCCUAUUAAUUUGAAUGGGCGUGGCCUUCUUUUCAAUUUGCGUUGACCUUCAGGCCAUUUGAUCAGCUGAGAGGGAUGCUUAUGAAGGGCUGGUGUUUCCAGUUUAGCGGGUCCAGAGCAUCUAGCAUAUGUAUGGCAACUUUUUCAUAACGUUGCAGAUCACUUUAUCCUACCCUCGUUUUUGCGCGUCGAGAACGCAAUUAGUUUUUUUUUGGCGAGUGGCAACAUGCAGCUCACGUUCUUUAACAUGUCACUUUGAGAGGGAGCUUGAUAUGCCAGUACUUCAUCAGGUCCAGUUCGUUGUGCAGCCACGAUGUAGCAGUUUCAUACCAUUGGGUCGGAUCCAUGUAUAUGUGGCACUGCGCGUGGAUACUGCUGGUCGCCAAAUUGAACGUCUGCAGGAAUGGACGCGUGAGGGAAGCUGGCGCCGCAGCUGCGCAACCUCCCGGUCACGGUUUGCUUGCGCAUGCUUGCGCGCUGCCCUCUGUAUGUUCGCCUCACCCAAUGGUGCGAUAAGUAUGUCCGUCUUAGUACGCUUGUUGCCUGAUCAGCACUUGUGCGUUGUUAUCUGGCCACGUCCAGUUUACGCAUGCAAGCAUCGGUACGGAUGGGAACCAAGGGGAAGAGAAUACCCACCAACGCAACGUUGACCCAAAUAAUCCAUGUGUACAAUAUAUAAUACAUGCAUAGCCAGCGGGCAUUCAAAUCGGGAACAGAGACACGAACACCCGGAAUUGAAGGAAUGGAG
Cantharellus anzutake is the source of this 913-nucleotide messenger RNA. RefSeq lists its product as uncharacterized. The transcript has a single exon. NCBI's taxonomy places the organism in Eukaryota, Fungi, Basidiomycota, Agaricomycetes, Cantharellales, Hydnaceae. The record is from RefSeq and is a predicted model, not a curated record. Bases 294 to 815 code for a protein of 173 amino acids.